AUGGAUAACUUUGUCUCUUUCACUAAAACCUGGCAUAACAAGCCAUACCCCUCCAUUGACCCAACUCGCCCGGAGCUCAGUGCAGCCAGUAAAUUUGUCGCGAUUACUGGUGGUGGUACAGGUAUUGGCAAGUCAAUCGCUAUUGCCUUUGCGCAAGCCGGAGCGUCAACCAUCGCUAUCCUUGGAAGACGUCUCGAUAGACUUGAGACAGCUGCAGCCGAGAUCGCAGAGGCCAGUGGAGGCAAAACAAAUGUCAUUUUCGAGGCCGUCGACAUCAGCCAGCGUAGCAAAUUAGAUGCUGCGGUCACAAACCUGGUCAAGAAAGCGGAUGGCGCUAAUAUUGAUAUCCUCAUCAGCAACGCCGGCGUUUCUCCCGAUGUGGGAGCAGUCGUCGGUUUCGAUGAAGCAGAGUUUCGUCGGGGCAUCGAACUCAACGUCAUUGGCGCCUUCAACACCCUCCAGUCCUUCGGUCCUUUUCUGACCAGCAAUGCCUACAUCUUCAAUACAUCAACCGGAAUGGUGCACCUGAGGCCGAUCGCUCAAGGCUGGGCGUAUACUGCCGUCAAAGCCGCCGUCUUCAAGAUGUUCGAGUACCUGCAGGACGAUAAUCCCGAGUGGCACGUUGUCCAGAUUCAGCCUGGCGUCAUUCGCACUGAGCUGAAUGAGAGGUUUGAUAUUGUCGGGCAGGAUGAUCCUGCGCUUGCAGCUCAAUUCUAUGUUUGGCUUGCGUCACCAGAGGCGGAGUUUCUCAAGGGUAAAUUUGUCUGGGUGAACUGGGAUGUCGAUGAGCUGAAGGCUCGCGCUGAUGAGAUGAAAAACUCUCUCCUUUUCAAGUUGAUUCUCAACGGUGUACCCAUGUGA
Messenger RNA from Fusarium odoratissimum NRRL 54006, 861 nucleotides. RefSeq lists its product as uncharacterized. The transcript has 2 exons. NCBI's taxonomy places the organism in Eukaryota, Fungi, Ascomycota, Sordariomycetes, Hypocreales, Nectriaceae. Gene Ontology annotation, cellular component: cytosol. Bases 1 to 861 code for a protein of 286 amino acids. The record is from RefSeq and is a predicted model, not a curated record. Gene Ontology annotation, molecular function: oxidoreductase activity.